This is a messenger RNA of Dioscorea cayenensis subsp. rotundata (Guinea yam), 637 nucleotides long. RefSeq names its product tropinone reductase-like 3. Gene Ontology annotation, molecular function: oxidoreductase activity. Bases 1 to 522 code for a protein of 173 amino acids. The record is from RefSeq and is a predicted model, not a curated record. The transcript has 5 exons. Lineage: Eukaryota; Viridiplantae; Streptophyta; Magnoliopsida; Dioscoreales; Dioscoreaceae.
AUGCAUCCGUGUGUUCAUGAGAAGGCAUAUGGUCACAUAGAUAUUUUUGUGUCAAACGUGGCAGUUAAUCCAAUAGUGGAUAACAUUUUGGAUUCCCAAGAGCAGGUUCUUGAUAAACUCUGGGAAGUUAAUGUUAAAGCAGUUAUUCUUCUUCUGCAGGUUGCUGCUCCCCCCUUGAAAAAGGGAUCAUCUGUUAUUCUAAUAUCUUCAAUUGGAGGUUAUUUUCCACCUGCAAAAAUGGCCAUGUAUGGUGUCACAAAGACAGCUCUUCUUGGGCUUACGGAGGCCCUUGCAGCUGAGAUGAGUCCCGACAUUCGCGUUAACUGCAUAGCUCCUAGGUUUGUACCCACUCAUUUUGCCGAUUUCAUCACAAGAACCAAAACAGUUCAACGGGAGAACCUUAUUUAUAGGGUGCUAAGUCGGUCGUUUAGUGGAAUCUGGAAGCAUCAAGGCUUGGUUGGUGCUGACUUCAAGAUAAUGCUGUAUAAAGUCGGUGAUAAAGCUUCCUUAUAUUGGCGAUGAUUCAAGUGCCUUCUAGAAGCUCCGAAUGAUGAUGUUCUUCAUUCCUCCCCUCAACACCGAUUUCCCUUGAAUUGAUGCUUUUCUCAGUAUUCCUAGUUGUGCAUGUAAAUCUUUA